UGCUGCUGCAGCCUGAGGAGAGCGAGACACACUCAGGCCCCGAAAAAAGAAAAAUAAUUUUAAAAAUUUGGAAAAAAUAAUAAAACAACAGAUCGAGGAGAGAAAGACCGGGAAAGGUGAUGUGGGGGCUCCCACGGACAGUGAAGAUGCAAAGCGAAACCAUUAAGUCACCCCCAACCACUGCUGUUGGAACUGGGUGAGAAAGGGGAAUCCACACACCAAUCGCCCCAAGAGAUUUCAGACCUGCAGACACACAGAAGCUACAGACAAGAGCCCUAGCUGAAUCCUCUCCAGCUCCCAGCUCUGACCGAUACCCCGCACUACACAGCCACCACCCAAGCAGAGCCUGGAAGGCAGGGGAGCCACCGCCAUUUUCUCAUGGCCCCGGCACCCUAGGGCUGCCAUGGCAGCUGCUGCCACCGAUGCCCCACGUCAGAUUACCGCACUGAGCCCGCAGGACGAGGAACGACGAGCCACCGCCAAGCUGUUCGGAGGCACGCCGCGACUAGAGAGAGAGAGAGAGCAAGAGAGGGAGAGAGAGAGGGAGUGGGAGAGGGAGAGACGCAGAGAGAGGGAAAGGGAGAGUGCGGGAAGAACGAGCGGGAUUGUGUGUCCAGCGUGCGGCGUUUUCUUUGGCUCGCAGGACAAGCUCCGCCUCCACGCCUACUGUCACACGGGAGAGAAGCCCUUCCGCUGUUCCCAGCCACACUGCAUCAAGGCCUUUGUCUCAAAGUACAAGCUUUUCAGGCAUAUGGCCACACACUCUCCACAGAAAACCCACCAGUGCUCAUUCUGUGAGAAGAUGUUCCACCGCAAGGAUCACCUGAAAAACCACCUGCAGACCCACGACCCCAACAAAGAGGCCUUCAAGUGCGAGGAGUGCGGCAAGAACUACAACACCAAGCUGGGCUACAAGCGGCACAUGGCCAUGCACGCGGCCACCAGCGGCGACCUCACCUGCAAGGUGUGCCUGCAGAGCUAUGAGAGCACGCCCGUGCUGCUGGAGCACCUGAAGAGCCACUCGGGGAAGUCCUCCGGCGGGGCCAAGGAGAAGAAGCACCCCUGUGACCACUGCGACCGCCGCUUCUACACACGCAAGGAUGUACGGCGUCACAUGGUGGUGCACACCGGCCGCAAGGACUUCCUGUGCCAGUACUGCGCCCAGCGCUUCGGCCGCAAGGACCACCUGACCCGGCACGUGAAGAAGAGCCACUCGCAGGAGCUGCUGAAGAUCAAGACCGAGCCGCCGGACAUGCUGGGUCUGCUGGGGUCCGGCUCCCCGCCCUGCCCCAUAAAGGAAGAGCUCAGCCCCAUGAUGUGUAUGGGCCCCUCCAAGGACUCCCUGAUGGGCAAGCCCUUCCCCGGUGCCUUCCCCAUGGGCAUGUACAACCCUCACCUGCAGGCUAUGUCCAACUCAGGGGUGUCCCAUCACUCCCUGGUGUCCGGGUCGCUGUCUGCAGCCAUGGGAAUGGGCUGCCACAUGGAGUCCCCCUCCCCCCUCCACCAUCCCCACCCCCACCAUCACCACCACCACUCUCCCCCAUCCCUCCAGCAGCCUCCACAGCAGCAGCAGCACCCCCCGCCACCGCCCAAGUACCAGCUCGGAUCUACCUCAUACCUGCUGGAGAAGCCCCUGAAGGUGGAGAUGGAGAGCUUCCUGAUGGAUCUGCAGAGUGGCCUGCCGGUGCCGCCCCCGGUGGAGCCCCACGGCACCUCCUCGCCUAAGGAGGGGCUGGAGCACACUCAGGCCCUGCAGGAUGACCUUUGUGGGGAGCACCUCCUGUCCAAGAGCCCAGCCGUCAUUGCUGAGUCUCUGUGUGCUGCUAACAUGGACUUCUCCCACCUGCUGGGUUUCCUGCCUCUCAACCUGCCCCCGUACAACCCCCCCAUGAGCGCCAGUGGCCUGGUGAUGGGGUACUCCUCCUCCUCAUCCUCCUCAUCCUCCCACACAGCCGAGCCCCACGCAGCGCCUCUUACCUCUUUGCAACCGCAACCUCAGGAGCUCCCGGGCUCCAGCGGGGGCCUCAGCCUGGGGCCCCUGCACUCGCUCCCUCCAGUGUUCAGCACCAGCCUCAGCACGACCACCCUGCCUCGCUUCCACCAGGCCUUCCAGUGAGGGCCGCCCCCCACUCUGCCCUGCCGCCCAGGGUCCAGGGUUCAAGGGUCAGGGGUCAAAACACUUGAACACUUAGAAGCCUUAAUUAAAGCGCACAAAAGCUUUUGAUUGAGCCCGGAGGAAGCUAAAACCCUUUAUUAUAAAAAAAAAAGACUAAGAAGCUUUUAUUUAGGCUUGCGUUCAAUACUUUAGCUAUUGUUUUUUUGUUAACCCCCCUUUCUCCAACCCUUCCCGUUUCUGUAGUUAGAGGCAGCAUCAAUGAGCCAGAAGGCAUGGUACUGCAGUCUUUAUAAAGUAAUAAUAUUGAUAAAAAAAUUACAAAGAUUAAUUUAGAGAAGAUAAUCUGUGUUAUUAUUCAGAAAGACUAGCUUGAAGUGGAUUACGAUACUUUUGCUUUUCCAAAUGUGAGAUGUAACCAGCUACAUUGUCUCUCCUUUCUCUCUUACCAGUAAGAUCUUGAAGUAAUUAUUCUUGAACACAAACUCACAGAAAAGAGUGAAAAAUGAGUGUAGGAGUGAAGUAAUCACAUCGAGCCCAAAGGUCACACUUGAAAGGGAAGAGUCACGUUAGAGUAUCUCACAGACAGACAAGACUCAACCAUGCAUAAAAAGAGCAGUGCUUCUCUUUAUCAUUAGAACCUAACAAUGUUUUUGUUUAAACCAAAUUAUAGAAAGUAUAAGAAACAAAAAGCAAACGUGUCUGUUCUUGUAAGACACAUUUGAGGAUUGUUCAUAUGGUAACAGGUAUUACUCUAUUGAGAUCUGAAAGAUACACGAAGGAGCAAAAGAGUCCUUUAAAAUCUGACAUGCACGCAAAGAUGCCACAGUAAUAGUGUGAAGUGUCCAAGUCUCUGUUUUCUAUUCUGCUGUUUGGCUGACACAGAGAGAACAUUUUGCCAUUUUUCUGAAGCUAUAUCAUUGCAAAACAUUGCAACACUGAAUACAGUUUAGUCAAUGAAGUGACAUUAAUGAACAUGUUUGCAGAAGUGCAUGUUACAGAGAGCGAACGAGAGAGGAUAAAUUAUUUUAAUAGAAAAAAAACUAUAUUAAUGUCAGUUUCUCUGCUGUCAUCCAGUGUGAUAUGGCAGUCCUGGGAAAAUGAGACAGAAUGUGGCUUUGUUAAGUAAAGCACUUUUUUCAGCAGAUGGCACUUCACCUGUUGGAGUUGGAUGAGCAACUCCAAAAACUUGUGUGGCAAGCCCUUCCCCUGUGAUUCCCCAGCCAAACCAAUUAACAACAAACAUGACCAAACCAAAUAAACAAGACUAGCAACUUUUUAACAUGGAAGGGAAACCGAAAGAGGCCUAUAGCCCUAAUGCUCCCAUAAAGUGAUUUGGUUUUUAUCCUUUACGCCAUCUUCCUUCUGGCACUCAUUUUGAUGGGUCGUCUUGAGGCAGUGAGAGAGCUUCUGCUCCAACCCGCUUUGUGUUAAAAAUCUUGAGAAGAAUCAUAUAUAUCUUAGGCAGUUUAUUUUUUCUAGAAAUUCAUGGUAAUAAUAACCCUGACAUAUGUGAAUAGUAAACAAAAAUAACAAUGACAAUUAAAACUUGUAUAAGAAUAUUUUUGCAGUGUACAAAAUACAUCAAAAAUAUAUAUUAUAAUUGCUUUUAUUUCAGUAAAGUGUAUGGUAGAUAGAUAGAUUAUUAAAAAAACAAAUUGCUGAUGGUUUUCUUAUUGUCUGGCAGGUUUACAUGUGUGUGUAUCUUGCAUUUUAUUGAUCAAAACAUGGAUGAAGUAUUAGCUUUCUCUAUUAGAAUUAUUUUAUGUUAUUUUCCCCUUUCAUGUAUGUGAGAAAGAAAAACCAAGAACCUCAACUGUAGACAGACAGAAGUAAAAUAUGGCAACAUACCAAAUUAGAAAGGGCUUAGUGUUUUACAUUAUACUCUGCCUCUA
Conger conger (European conger) is the source of this 4008-nucleotide messenger RNA. It is a transcript of the gene plagl2, whose product is annotated as pleiomorphic adenoma gene-like 2. Bases 404 to 2116 code for a protein of 570 amino acids. NCBI's taxonomy places the organism in Eukaryota, Metazoa, Chordata, Actinopteri, Anguilliformes, Congridae. The record is from RefSeq and is a predicted model, not a curated record. Gene Ontology annotation, molecular function: DNA-binding transcription factor activity, RNA polymerase II-specific; RNA polymerase II transcription regulatory region sequence-specific DNA binding. Gene Ontology annotation, cellular component: nucleus. Gene Ontology annotation, biological process: regulation of transcription by RNA polymerase II. The transcript is spliced from 4 exons.